Molecule: messenger RNA, 2602 nt
Organism: Lecanosticta acicola
Lineage: Eukaryota; Fungi; Ascomycota; Dothideomycetes; Mycosphaerellales; Mycosphaerellaceae
Source: the annotation of a GenBank genome assembly
AUGCCCCCUCACCAGGCCGCCGACCUUGAGGAGGCUCUCAAGAAAAAGGGCGGCCUCACCCUGUCUCAGCUGGCCAACUACGACGACAUCAUAACCGACGCACUUGUCGACCGAGUAUGACUUCCUCCGCCUCGUGCGCACCCGCCUUUCGGUUUCAGUUGGCUGACAUUGUCUUACACAGGUAUAUUUUUGGUCGACGAUCCGCAAGCUGAAGACCAACUACCACCCCUGCCGAGGUGUCCAAGAACAACACGUCGUCGACUUACUACAGAAGCAUGUAAUCAUAAAUAAAGAUCCUGGGACGGCGCAGGAGAAGCUGCUGCAGCUGGCUGGUCUCCAAAAGUACCACAGGUCUCUCAAGACGACGGAUGAAAAGGAACACUUUGUACGGCAUCUGCGCAAAUACAUCAACAUGUAUCUUCCCGAUUGCCCAUUCGAGGUUGUCACGACCAACCGCUACACUAUCGAGACGGCCGAGGCUGCCGCGGUUGCCCGCAAGCGAAUCCGCAAAGGCGAGCCGAUCAAAUAUUUGCUUGGAAUUCAAGUGGAGAUGACGGAGAAAGAAGAGGAGGAAUUGACCGAGCGCACGGCUUUCAGUGUUGUCGUUUCGAGCCGCAGAAAGCGGCCGUCGCUUUUCCUAGGCCCAGCACGCUUUGCGAACCACGACUGUGAAUCCAAUGCCAGUCUUAAUACUACUGGUCCCCACGGCAUUCACAUCGUCGCGCGCAGAGAUAUCGCGGUGGGCGAGGAGAUUACGGUCACAUACGGCGUAAACUACUUCGGUGAGGGUAACUGCGAAUGUUUGUGCGCCACCUGUGAGCGGUAUCUGCGCAAUGGGUGGGAUCCAAGAGGGCCAAUCGUGCACGACAGCGACAGCAGCGAUGAAGAGUCCCAAGAGGAGGGGACGUCCAAGCCGACGACACCAGCACCUGCGCCGGAUCGAACCACACUGGGCAAGAGAAAGCGUGGAGAAACCACCUCUGCGCCUGACAAGCGCCCAAUCGGGAGACCUAGGAAGCAUUUGCGACCUGAGGAGAGCGAAGAUGAUGAUUCUGACGAUGAAGAUGGCCAGCGAGGAUACGGUGGUCGGUUCAUGAAGAAGACGCAAGAGCGCCGACCAUUUGCGGAUUUACGAAUGCCUUCUCAACCGGCUGCCGCGCAGGCGACGUUGAGCAAUGGAGGCUCAUUUGCCCGCAUGAGUCUUCCACGCACAUUUACCACUUCCGAAGAGCGCCGCGAUCCUAUUCUGGACAAGAUCUUGCGCAUGUUGGGAAGUGUCGCCGAUCGGAGAGACCGGCAGAUGCGGACCUGGGAAGCAGGUCUGGGCUCAUCGCAAUCCGCUACGCCAGCAGCUCCCAUCAUUCGAACAGAACCAGAUCUUGAUGUGCGAAUGAGCGACGCGCCAGCGAUUGAGGAUCAGCUUGAAUCGGGAGACGAAGAUGACGGUCAACUGAUGCGCAACAACAGGUUGGUGGUGCGAGGUGCGCGGGGACGUUUUGCUCAAAAGAAGACCUCUCGUGCCGACAGCGAAAGAGUCGAGAAGACUCGGCGCGAUGUUGAGAUUGUGGAAGUGUCAUCGAAGUCCAAGCUACCAUCUAUCAAGAAGCAUCGCAGCUUUUCGAGCCUUCGCAAUGUUGUCAACGCAGAGGACUCCCAGUCAGAUCCAUACAGCAUCCGACCUUCACCAGCACCUGCGGCAGAGUCGAGCAAGAGGGGCAGAGGACGGCCCAGAAAAUACCCACAGCUCGACGACGUGACGGACUCUGCCGACAUCAGCUCGCCAUCGUCCAUGGGCACGGAUCAUUCUUCAGCUGCAUCGCAAGCAUCCAGCGCGACCUCUCUAGACACCUUUGGGAACGGUAACAUCGCUCAGGGUAUCUGUGACAUGUUGACAAAUGGACAAGACGAUGAGAAGGAGGAAGUCGAGGAGGAAGUUGUUGAAAAGGUCGAAACCAGAGCCACCCGCACUCGCAGCGCCAUACGACAGCAGAAGACCACCGAACAGACUCAAUUCUUGUCGCCGGAAAAAGCUGAGAAUGCGAAGGAAGUGCUGCGCAAGAGUCCACGUUCUAUGUUGGCGGAGUUGGAGGGAGGUCCCGUUCGAAGCAUCGAGAAGGGGGCGGCCGACAGCGAGGAUGAGGAGGAUGUCAAGCGAGGCACUCCCCGCAAGCCCGGCGACUAUCAUCUUUGCGAGGCGUUGCUAUGCACGCAGUAUCACCGCUGGGUCGAAUGUCGCAACUGCGAUCAGUUCUUCGUGCAAGGCGACGCGUACCACACCCGCAUCGCCUGUCCACGCUGCGAGCGGCACAGCAAGCUGUAUGGCUACUACUGGCCCAAGACGGACAAAGAGGGCAAGCAUGACAAGGAAGAGCGGGUGCUUGAUCAUCGCACCAUCCACCGGUUUAUCGACCCGGAAGAGGAGCGGAUGGAGCGCAAGGGCCGUAAGGCGCUUGCUGAUGUGUUACGAGAGAAGGAGAAGGGCAUGAGCGAGCGGCAGGAGAGCGAGGAGUCGGACAGCGUUCCGAACGGGAUGAGUCGACGUUUCCGCAACAGCCCUCGACGCAGUGAGAGUCGGCGGAUGAGACCGAGAAUUACGAUGUGA